CAAGUCAUUGAUUUGUAUCAGCAUUAGGCAACAUUUGUUCAAUGCAUUGCAUGUUGUUCCUUCGGAGUUCGGAGCCUUCGACAAUGGCUAACCGAGUGAAGACAUAGCUAUCGGUAUUCGUUCGUGAGCUAAUGCUGUCGCCUGAAAGUAAGCGCAGACAUGGGGAUAUGAAUCUCAUCUCAUCUCAUUGUACCUUGUACCAAGAAUUGUUGCUAGGCAGAUGCAUUAAGUUUUGCGACAUGGAAAUAUUUUCUGUUGUCAUAUUGUUGGCGCUAUCGUGCGUACUGAGCACAGGGACGAGUUCAUCCCUUCAGCAACCUCUCGGAGCUGAACUCUUUGAGUUCCGCCCCCCUCGUGCCAAUGAUGCCGGCGACAUCGCGACAGUGAUUGUUGACGCGUUCUCCCGAGCGCCAGCCUGGAAAUAUGUUCAUCAGUUCGCAGAUGAAUACCCUGGCUAUAUCCGGUCCUGUCUUGAACGAAAUAUCAAACGCACGCUCGAGAACAACACAAGUAGCGAGCACGUGAGCAGAGUGAUAUCAGUGCCCGACCACACCACUGGGUCUGGGUCACGCGUCGUAUCAUUCUCCGAUUGGCAAUUCAACAGAACUAAAUCUCAUCCAGAUUUGUUCACGUUGGCAAUGCUCGAGAACGGCGGUAAUUGCUCCAAGCAUCUCGACUCCAACCAGACCCGCUCCGAGGAUUACAUGAAGCACCUGAAAAGUGCAGUAGAGACGCAUCUCGACAAUGUCUAUGAACGCCAUGUCUAUUUAUCCCUCAUUGCGACUCAUCCAAAGUGGGACGGUAAUGGCUUUGCAGCCGUUCAUCUACGUUGGGGUAUGGGCUUGGCCGAUGAAAUGGAAUUGCCGACUACGUUGAUUGCGACGCCAGCUGGAUACCCGCUAUACAAGUCAGUCGGGUUUGAGGAUAUCUAUAACGAUACUCUAGAGAGGCUAGAUGGCGAGGGCAUAAUUUGGCAUGAGGUUAUGAAGCAUUCUCCCUGAGGUGCACAUUGUAUCUUUUUGGAUUUGGAUUUAGACUUACAAGGUAAAUGUUGCCCAUAUUUGAGGCAUUCAAUGGUGGUAGCGCGGGAUUUUGCGAAGGCAGAGCUAUUGAGUUGCUAUAUGCUGCCGGAUUGCCACCAACCUUAAGUCAUUUAUACUCUGACCUUUAGACUAGUCUAGUCACAAUCUGUUAAUUGUGUAAUACCCCGGAAACUUCAAUAUUUAUAUCAUACACCGA
Molecule: messenger RNA, 1239 nt
Organism: Truncatella angustata
Lineage: Eukaryota; Fungi; Ascomycota; Sordariomycetes; Amphisphaeriales; Sporocadaceae
Exons: 1
Coding region: 132-1001 (289 amino acids)
Source: RefSeq, a predicted model, not a curated record